CUCACUUCCCUCCUGUUAAUCCUUCAUAGCGGCGCACAGUAAAGAAGCAGCGGCGGAAGCUAACAAAGCACUACUUGGGCUUCAUUUGAGUAGAUUUUUAACUAAUAACUUGCUAUGGCAGCAAUCAGGAAAAAGCUGGUCAUAGUGGGAGAUGGAGCCUGUGGGAAGACCUGUUUGCUCAUUGUGUUCAGUAAGGACCAGUUUCCAGAAGUCUACGUGCCCACAGUGUUUGAGAACUAUGUUGCUGACAUUGAAGUCGACAGCAAACAGGUCGAGUUAGCACUCUGGGAUACAGCAGGUCAAGAGGACUAUGACAGACUGCGCCCGCUCUCCUAUCCAGACACUGAUGUCAUUCUCAUGUGUUUCUCCAUUGACAGCCCUGACAGUCUUGAGAACAUCCCUGAGAAGUGGACCCCUGAAGUGAAACACUUCUGCCCUAAUGUUCCCAUUAUACUAGUGGGAAACAAAAAGGAUCUGCGUAAUGAUGAGCACACUCGGAGGGAACUUGCCAAAAUGAAGCAGGAACCCGUUAAACCUGAGGAUGGGCGGGACAUGGCUAACAGGAUUGGUGCCUUUGGAUACAUGGAGUGCUCUGCAAAAACAAAGGAUGGUGUGAGGGAAGUAUUCGAGAUGGCUACCAGGGCUGCACUACAGGCCAGGCGGGGAAAGAAGAGUAAUAAAUGCGUCCUACUGUAAAAGGAGGCAUGAGGACUGCUUCCUGGAGGGGGAAAGAAGGAGAAUUAGGUCAAACCUACCCCCAACAAACCCACCCAAAAGACUGUUCUCCCCAGUUUUUACUAAAGGUGUAAUGCUUUUACUUUUCUUUUAUUUCUUUAUUUCUUUUUGGUCUUAAGCAAAACUAGUCAGGUUCUGUCAGUAUUCAACUUUGAAGUUAUGGAAAAUACUUUUUUUGUACUUAAACAUAAGUAAAUUUGCCAUAAUAAUCAAACCUCCUUUAUCCACACGUUCUAUGUAAUCAAAAAGGUCAGCGGGGGAACCGUGGUGUCAGCCUGCCAACUGCAGUUAAGUGCUUAAGCCCUGCGAGCUGAUCAGAGGAAUGUUUCCACAGCCAACUAGGGUUGAAGUACCUGCUCACUGUGACCCGUAGUCCUUUAAUUAUUGACAAACUCGUGCACACAAAGUCAAAAUUUGUUUGUGUUCUUCAUAAACAAAUCUGCAUUAUGAUCACAUGCACAAUGCGAGACUGGAAAAUCUUUUUGCUAAAAUGCAAAUGGAAACUUAGUGUUUUGUGUAAUAAAUUACUUUGUAAGAAUCUG
This is a messenger RNA of Haplochromis burtoni (Burton's mouthbrooder), 1277 nucleotides long. RefSeq names its product rho-related GTP-binding protein RhoA-B. The transcript is spliced from 5 exons. Gene Ontology annotation, molecular function: GTP binding; GTPase activity. Gene Ontology annotation, cellular component: dendritic spine; cleavage furrow. Gene Ontology annotation, biological process: stress fiber assembly; small GTPase-mediated signal transduction; cell migration. Lineage: Eukaryota; Metazoa; Chordata; Actinopteri; Cichliformes; Cichlidae. The record is from RefSeq and is a predicted model, not a curated record. Bases 115 to 696 code for a protein of 193 amino acids.